GUAAAACGUGACCGGAUGUCAAGGAGCAGGCGGCGUGCCCUGAUUGGUCUGUUUCUCUGUUAUUGUGCUGCUGUCUGUAGUCAACGGCGCUGUGGAAGUUGUCCGAUCAACUAAGGUUAAUAACCAGGAACGUGAGUUGUCAGAGAAUCGGUGAUUACGUAACCUGCCAAGGAGGUAAUUUGCCCCACCGGUUGCCGACUGUCUGAUUGCUGCGUUGAGAAACUCUUAGCUUCUUUGGUGUUGAUACGUCGAGAACGUAGCACAGCAGGUUUGAAGACAGCGUGGCGCUGAACCCGAAAACAGGUGAGGAGGUGGAGAGGGGCUUUAGGCCGAGUCAUGGCUGCAGUGCAUCAUCCAGGGUACCCGCUCAGGGACUCACUUUACUGGGAUGAAACAGAGUGCCUGAACUACUAUGGGAUGUUGUCUCUCCACGAGGUCUUUGAAAUAGUUGGUUCUCAGCUGACAGAGACCGACGUUGAGGUGUUGUCAUUCCUUUUGAACGAAACCUGUUCUGCACCUCACCCCCUGGAUCCAACAGGCUGGACAGUUGAGCCCCAUGUGGAUGAUACAGAUGACUCAGGGGUCUCCCCAAGCCCUGAGCUGGUAAAAGCCUGGAGGCGGUUAAAGCCUCAGAACUCCCAAGGGCCCUUAGUGGCCUCAUGUAAGCCCACGAGUGGCCUUGAGUUGUUGUUGGAGCUGGAGAGGCGAGGAUAUGUCAGCGAUGGCAACCUAGAGCCACUACUGCAACUACUGAGAGUCCUCACUCGUCAUGACCUGCUGCCUUUCGUGUCCCACAAGAAAAGGAGGACAGCAUCUCCAGAGAGAAUUGAACACAGUUAUGGAAUGGAGAACAUAGAGUUGUUGUGCACCUCUGAAAUGCAACACAGCUGCAGACAGACAGCGAUACCUCUUCCUUCUUUCACACAGCAUUUGAGAACCGGUAUUUGCCCUCCUAUGCCUGGGCCAUCCACCAGGAGGAGGAAGAAGAGGGGAAAUGGCUGGAGCCGCAAGCCCAAGAAAACCAGCAGACCGAGCCAGCCACUGCCUCCACCGCGACUGCUACAAAAAGUGUCCUGCAAUAUUCGCCUGCGAGUCCGAGCCGAAUACCUGGAACAUGAGUCAGUACUGCGGGAUGGUGUGUCCUCGGACAAGCAGCAGCCCCUGGAGCGCCAGUUUGAGUUAUUCAGCCAAGCCAACUCGCUGCUUCGUGCCAGAGACUUAGGAUCCAUUGUCUGCGACAUCAAGUUCACAGAGCUGGACAACCUGGAGGCCUUCUGGGGUGACUAUCUGAGUGGAGCUCUGCUGGAGGCCCUGAAAGGUGUCUUCAUCACUGACUCCCUUAGGAUGGCAGCAGGCACGGAGGGCGUCCGCCUGCUGAUCAGUGUGGACCAGGACGACUACGAGGAGGGCCGAAGGCUGCUAAGUGCCUUUGGCAUUAGGAGGAGAAUGCUGUCAUGCGGUAAUGGUGGGCACACAGAGACUCGCUGGGCUGUAUAGACUGAUGAGACUCUUUAGGGUGUGUUUAUGUUAAUUUUGAAACAUGAGAAGGCUUUGGAAAAUUGUGGUUACAGGUGAAUUUGGAAGCAUUUUUAAGGCCUCCUUUUGUAGUUGCAGUCUAUGUCAUAGCCACUAGAUGGCAGCACUUACCAUCAAUUUGUGUACACAACAGGCCUUAAAUUUUCAGACUUGUUCAUUUGCAGGUGAAAUAUUAUCAUUGUUUGCGAAAGAAAAAUGAAUAAUAAUGGAUCAAUGUGCUUUCCCUUUGGAUGCACAGGUGCUACUUUGUAAGACACCGGGAUGAAACAGGAUGUAUCAAGAUUUUUCUUCUUAGUCUCAGUGAGGAACCAAGGAACAAGCAAGCCUGUGCAACGAGCCUGUGCCACAAGAUCAUGUGGUAAGCCCCUCAUGACAUUAUUGGUAUUAAACAAGUAAGGUUAAGACAGAUGGGCUGCCACACGUGAAAAUACUGCAAAAUAACUAUGUUGUGUUGAAGCGUUCGCAUGGCCGUGGUUGAGACCACACACACAGACACAUACAUAAUAAAAUCACCGCAAGAAAACCAAGCACUUAACAAACAUUUUGUUUGUAGCAGUUUAUGCAUAGACAUUGGGCAUUCAGAUUCCAACAUGUCUCUUCUCAAAAUUCUGAAAUACAAACAGAUGACUAUACCCAACAAGUCAUGGUUUAUUGUGUGGUUUUCAUUGACUUAUUGGAAAAUAAUGACAAUGCUAAUGGGUACAUCCUUAUUACAACUAAUUUAAAGUAUGAGAAAAGGUUUCUGAUCUUUAAAAAUGUGAGAGAAAAUUGAGCCUAGGCAGAAAAGUGGACUGCUCUCGGUACAGACUGACCUGUGUUUAACUUCGGAAAACCUAGUACACUCAUACACACCUUGAUAACAAACGCAGAGAUUCUCAACCCUGUGUACUUCGAUAACUCGAGUUGUGAUUACCGUGGUCAGUGGAUACGGCAGUUGCCAGUAGAUGACAGCAAUGAUUAGGGCUAGGCCUCAGCAGACCAUGGAAGAUUCAUCAUCCCAAGCUUGUCAACAGCAGCCCAGAUAAUACAAUGGUGGCUUGUGUCCGGGCUUCCAGCUAGGCCUCGCCAAGUGCUUCUCUCAGCAAGUAAAGCACAGGACAGCGCGUCGGUCAAUAGAAGUGAUGUUGGGGAGAUCAAAAUCAAAAGUGCACAUCCCAGCUCCACUCAGCCCUGCUAUGUAGGCCCAGUAGAGUGGCUCACGGACAGCUGUCUACUCACCCUGCUGGAACUAAUGCCUGGACUUCACUCAUAGAAGACGAUCAAUAAGGGCCCUCCUCUAAGUCCCUUCAUACAGGCACGACUUAAGCAGGCAGACUUGCUACUGUCUGAAGUGCAAGUGCUCUGCAGGGCCAGGCAGAGAGAGAGAGAGAGAGAGAGACAAUGGACAUAAUUUCAUGUGUACGUCUGUGUGUCUUUUGAUGAAUGCAUUUGUUGAUGUAUGAUUUAUGUUGUUUAUUAGAGGAAAAAAAAACUAAUUCAGGGGAACAUUUUUGUUAAAAGAAAAUUUGCUUUUGUUAUGGCAAUUGUUUUUGUGGAAAUCUUUAUACAUUGGACAUUAUUUCUGGUGAAAAAUAAAGGUUAUUUGUGAUCAUUGGUUAUUGAAA
This is a messenger RNA of Scatophagus argus, 3140 nucleotides long. It is a transcript of the gene dedd2, whose product is annotated as death effector domain-containing 1. Lineage: Eukaryota; Metazoa; Chordata; Actinopteri; Scatophagidae. Gene Ontology annotation, cellular component: nucleolus. The coding region runs from base 337 to 1497 and encodes 386 amino acids. The transcript is spliced from 6 exons. Gene Ontology annotation, molecular function: DNA binding; protein binding. Gene Ontology annotation, biological process: extrinsic apoptotic signaling pathway via death domain receptors; apoptotic process; regulation of apoptotic process. The record is from RefSeq and is a predicted model, not a curated record.